Epinephelus moara (kelp grouper) is the source of this 1082-nucleotide messenger RNA. Its product is annotated as coiled-coil domain-containing protein 106-like. The record is from RefSeq and is a predicted model, not a curated record. Lineage: Eukaryota; Metazoa; Chordata; Actinopteri; Perciformes; Serranidae. Bases 1 to 1074 code for a protein of 357 amino acids. The transcript is spliced from 7 exons. Gene Ontology annotation, cellular component: nucleoplasm.
AUGAAUCCUCCAACCAACAGAGACGAUACACACCCGCCAGAGCACUACAUGCCCCACUCAUCAUCAUCAUCAUCAGGAGGCAUAGGAGGAGGAGGAGGAGGAGGAGGAGGAGGAGGUUUGUAUCUGGAUGCCUUUGAGGUCUCUUUCCCUCUGGAGGAGAGCAUCGAAAGACCGCCCGCAUAUCACCUGAACCAGGGUCAGCAGGUGAUGGAAGAGCCCGUGGUGCAGGAGCCCCCUCACUCUCAAUACAGCCCUUUCAUCCUGGUCUCCAACCUGCGAGCUCACCUGUACGUCACUCUGGAGAAGAACGCCUGGCUGCAGAAACGCAUCGAGGAGCUCGAAGAGGAGCGCAACUUCCUGCGCUGUCAGCUGGACCGCUUCAUUGUCAGCAUGAGAGGUCCAGAGGUGACAGAGUGGUGUGGAGAAUCUCAGCGUGGUGUGAAGGUCCAGCCGUCCGCCUCUCCCUCUCCUCCUUCCCCCAUGACCACCAGGUCUGGCAUGACCCUCAAACGGCAGCAGGGACCAGGACCUCGGCCCCGCCGCAGCACCGCCAUCCCUGUGAAGCAGGAGUUUCACCUGGAGGAGGAUAAAUACUACACUGAGGACGAGUAUGUGGAGGAAGAGGAGGAGGAGGAAGACGAGGACUCGUCACUGGAGAAGGGGUCAAAGAAGAAGGGCCGAGGGCGAGCCAACGGAGAGCCGAGGAUGAAGAUGAGGAGGAUCUUCAGGAUCACCCAUGGGAGGGAGAGACAGAGAGUCAAAGACCCAGAGGGGGUUUUGAUUCGUUAUAAGAAGAUCCUGACGACCUACCAGCGGGUGAGGAGCAUGUCCCGAGCCUUCCAUAUCCACGGAGUCGACAGGAACACCAUGGCCUCUACCUCCCCCAUCGCCGAGCUGCUGCUGGUGGCUCCAGAGAAGAUGGCGGAGGUCGGGGAGUUCGAGGCAUCGAAGGAGAAGCUUUUGGAUUACGCCCGGCGGUGCUACAAGACCAUGGACGACCAGACGCAUGCCAAGGUUCAGGCCAUGAAGAAGACCCACAAGCUGCUGCCGAUCUCCUACAGGUUCAGAAACUGACUGACAGG